This is a messenger RNA of Ectocarpus siliculosus, 897 nucleotides long. The record is from the annotation of a GenBank genome assembly. NCBI's taxonomy places the organism in Eukaryota, Phaeophyceae, Ectocarpales, Ectocarpaceae.
AUGUUUCAGCCUCCGGCUCUUUCGCGAGGAGGGAGACCAAGGCAGACAACGUGCUGCGCGCCGUGUCUCGCGCCCGUCAGCGCGCAGCGCGGCCGCGACGGUGGCGCAGAGUGCGUGCGGGGGUGGCGGCGCAACCGGCAGCGGGACACAAAAAAUUUUGGGGGGCUGCUGCUGUGUGCAGCUGCUGGUCUGUUUUAUAGAAACCUCACGGCUACGAAUCAAUCCAGUGCUUUUUCCUUUCGCGUCGAGGGAGACCGAGGCACAAAAUACACUGCCCGCCGCGUCUGGCACCUAGCGCGGCCGCAGUCAUGGCGCGGUGAGUCUGCGGGGGUGGCGCUGCAACCGGCUCUCCGGUACACAAGAAAAAAGGCGACCUCUUCGCGCACGAUUGGGUGUGAUCCGCGGCAUCACGUAGCUCGGUGUAGACUAGUACAAGACGCACGUAUGGCGUGCCCAAAGUCAAGCAUUUCGAAGGUGUGCGCUCCGUGCGAAGGUGGAAGCGAAUCCGGUUUGAACGUCUACACCACACGAGAGCUAGAAAAGGAGCUGGCGUCCUUACCGCUGUGGACGUCGACCCCAAACGGAGACUUCAUCAUCCGAUCAUUCGUCGCCAAAAAUUUCGUGUCAGCAAUGGCGUUCCUCAACGAGGUCGCGACCGUGGCGGAGGAGCAAGGUCAUCACCCAGACCUCCACCUGACACAAUACCGCAACGUCGAGAUACGGCUGCAGACGCAUUCGAUGGGAGGUGUGACCCAGAACGAUAUUGCGGAGGCCAGGCUGUUUGACCAACUGCCGGUGACCUAUUCGCCCAAGUGGCAACGAGAGAACCUACCGGAUUCGGCGACACCGCCGACACCAGCACCAAGCACUGCGCCUUCGUCUGCGGCACCUUCUUGA